AUGUGUUUUAGAAGGUUUCUAAUAAUUAGCUUCGCAGUAGUUAUAUCUUAAUGUCAAUUUGCAAGUAUAAUAUAUCUGAAGUAGUUAAUGAGAAGAAUCAGUGUUUAUAAGAUCAAUUUUUAGAGAAGAAGCAAAAUUGCUCUAAUUUGACUGAAUUAGAAAAAGGAGUAUUAUCUUUCAUGAUGAUGAAUUGCCAUUAUCAGAGAUCUGGGAGAAAGACGGUUGAUUGCAAUUACGAAUUGAAUGAUUUACAAUCUUGCACAAGAUAAUUGGAUUCAAAUUAUUGGUAAUUUUUAUAAUAUAAUUCAAGGAAUAUAUUUACUUAAUUUUAUAUUCUCAUAUAACAUUUUUGCUAAAUUUAAAUACUGCGUUAUUUACAAAGUAAUGUAGAGUCCAAAUUAUCCUUAAUUUCAAUAGAGUAGCAAUUUCUAAAUACAAAUUUGUAAGACCCUAACAUUUUAAUAUAGGAAAUAACAGUCAUCGAUAUUUUCUGAAAUCCUUGGCACUCAAAAUGAAAUUCAAAAUUAGACUUAGGUGUUUCUGUAAUAUGUUGCUUCAUAAUAUUUGAAUUUCAAUAAUUAGAGAGAGAAUGAGGAAUAGAACCAAAAGAUUAUGAUUGAGUAUAUCAAUGAAAUCAACUCAUAAGUUCAUAAAUAUCAUAAUGAGAUAGAGCAUUCUUUUUAAGAAUUAAGUUCAAUUUAUCAAAUUGCAAAAUAUUAUAUUGAUUUGAUAUACGUCUAAGGAGUUAAGAUGAGUAAUAAUGUUAUUUAAAUAAAGAUCAAAUCUUUUUCUACAUCAUAGAUUUGCUUUUGAUGUGGCUAUUUACUUCCAACAAACAAUUUAUUGAUUAAAGAUUUAACAACUUUUUGUUGAUACUAAUUUGCUUUGCUUUGGAGAAUUACUUCGAAAGUUCGAACUACAUCAAAUCGUUUUUGGUUGUGAAUCAACUUUUGUUAAUUCUCUAUGGUUUUAUUUUUUAUAAGGAUUACGAAUAAUUGACAUACAAUAAAUUGAUGUCAAUAUAAAAGAGGAUCAAUUACUUUGAUUUAUCAAAUUUUAAAUAGAGAGCGAAACAAAUCUUGAUGAACACUGUGUCAAAAAAAAGAAAUGAGUGA
This is a messenger RNA of Paramecium octaurelia, 1115 nucleotides long. Lineage: Eukaryota; Ciliophora; Oligohymenophorea; Peniculida; Parameciidae. The record is from the annotation of a GenBank genome assembly.